UAUGUGCUUCAUAACAUGUGUUAUUGAUGCAGCUAUUGUUAUUGAUGUUGUCGUAAAUCCAGCUGCUGUUGGCCACUAUAUAAGCGCACAAGCCCUGAGACAGAUGCCCAUUGCUAGAUUCAAACUCCAAUCGUGAAUACAUAGUAAUUACGCUACAGUUCUCGCCUCGUGUCGCUUCAGUGAUUCGUCAAAUGUGUUGGUUUUAAAUUUAAUUCCCGGUGGCAAGUGCCCAGUGCUCAGUGCCUUAGCUGGAAACUAACACAAGCCGGACGGAUGCGUCUAAUGUGAAACUCAAAUAAUAUUAUAGAUAAUACUUAUACAAACAUACUACAGCAGAUAGAGAAGAAUACUUAAUAGCUGCGUAUACGUAAUACGAAAUUAACAGUUUGGUGCCGUGUGUGCGAUUUAUGCAUUUAUUUAUUAAUUAAUAAACAUAUGAUGUAGUUACAAGCUAAUCAAAAGCCAUAAACUGCAAAUUGAGUGCCAAAUAUACACAUUAAAUAUUUAAGAAGCGUAUACAAAUUCGAUUUUCAAAGUGCAUACGUAAUUCAAGUUCCCCUUGACUUUCGUGUUGGCCCAAAAUGGUCGAAAAAAUCUCGCACAGUUUGACAUUGAAGCGCUUGCAAAACUUGCAAUGGCAACGUAUAUUUCAUAUGUUUUACAUUGAACCCGUUGUCUUUAUGCUGCUGUUCUCAUUGACUUUAUCUAAUACAAUUAUGCGAAACCAGGUCAUCUAUCAAACGUGUACAGUGAUCUUUCAUUAUAAUGAGAGCGAUUGCAAGCUGCUGGAUGAUAAGAAUGCGAGUGCUGAGAUAAAGGCCAUUGAAACAGAAGUCCAACCAUAUGUUGCAAAUCUGUUUCUAUCGCGAACCUUACUGGAAAGUAUUGUGCCAGCAUUUUGUGGUCUAUUCAUUGGCUCUUGGUCGGAUCACUAUGGACGCAAGCCAUUGCUCACCGUAUCGAUGAUUGGCUUCUCUGCCUCACAUCUGGUGACGGCUGCGAUCUGUGAGCUAUCCAGCUUUUAUGUAAUUAAUCCCUGGUGGUAUAUUGUGGCUGCAGUGCCGCAUUCGUUGCUGGGCGGCAAUUGUGUCUUCUCCGUAGCCGCACUCUGCUUUAUUUCAGAUAUAACAGACACCAAGACGCGUCCCUACAGGAUGAUUUUUAUGGAGUCCCUGUUCUUUAUUGGACUCACCAGUGGAUCGCUGUUGUCGAGCUUUGUGUACGCAGCAACAAAUGCGUCCAUAACAAUUGGCAUCUCGGGCAUCAUAACCACAUUUGGCACGCUCUUUGUCAUCUUCUGUGUGCCAGAGAGCUUGCACUUACGACAGGCUAAGGAUGCGGAGGAGACUAAAGCUGGGCCCGGCAAGUCUGAGAAAGAAGUGCCCAUUUCACCAUGUGAUUUGCAAAUAGACUGUGUGUCCAUUGACUGUCCACCCAAGCUAAUGAAUGGCGAGGAGACCAAAAAGACGGUGGCGCCCAUUGCUUUGCCCACGCCAGCUACGCCGGCUAUGGCCUUCGAUGAGGAUCUGCUGGCCAAGUAUGUAGAGAGCUUGCCAGCCAAGCGCCGUGCGCAGCCCGAAAGCGAAGCAAAACCAGAGCCUAAGCGCGCUGGACUAUUUAGCAAGCAGCACAUUAAAGACAUGAUUAGCACCUGCACCAAGCCACGAGAGAAUCAUGCGCGUGCCAUUAUUUGGCUUGUCACAUUCGCCAUGUGUUUCUCGAUUUUUGUUUUUGAUGGUGUCAUGACUGUCAUGUACUUGUUUGUGCGCGAGAAGUUCCAUUGGUCGGUGCGAGAAUAUACCUUCUACGAGACGGUCAGUCAUCUGGUGCCUAUGGUGGGCGCCAUAAUUGGUUUCCUUAUACUGCGCAAGAUCUUUCGACUGUCGGUGGUGACGCUCGCACUUUUGGCUUUCUUUUCGGAAAUACUUAAUAACUUGGCGAGAGGAUGUGCCUCACAACCUUGGCAUAUGUAUCUAUCUGUCGUACUGGGCGUGUUUCGUUCCAUAGCAGGCCCCAUGUGCCGCACUAUAGUCUCCAAUAUAGUGCCCGCCUCAGACUUGGGCAAAAUAUUCUCAAUUAAAAAUGUUUUACAAUCAUUUGCGCCCUUCGUUGCUGCUCCGUUGUACACAUUCAUCUACAAAAGUUCGCUAACUACCUAUCCGGGGCUAUUCAACUUUGUCAGCUCUGCAAUUUAUUUACUGUCCUUUAUAUUUAUAGGUUGUGUGCUACGCAUUAAAUUAAUGCAUAAAGAAUACUAUGCCAAGGUGCUUAAAUAAGCUGUUAUAUAGUUUAAGACAUACUUAUGCUUGUGAUAUGUAUAAAUUUAGUAUAAGCAAUAAGUUAAAUAGAACGCUUUU
This is a messenger RNA of Drosophila busckii, 2357 nucleotides long. RefSeq lists its product as uncharacterized. The record is from RefSeq and is a predicted model, not a curated record. Gene Ontology annotation, cellular component: membrane. The coding region runs from base 582 to 2276 and encodes 564 amino acids. Lineage: Eukaryota; Metazoa; Arthropoda; Insecta; Diptera; Drosophilidae. Gene Ontology annotation, biological process: transmembrane transport. Gene Ontology annotation, molecular function: transmembrane transporter activity. The transcript is spliced from 8 exons.